Molecule: messenger RNA, 3387 nt
Organism: Labeo rohita (rohu)
Lineage: Eukaryota; Metazoa; Chordata; Actinopteri; Cypriniformes; Cyprinidae
Product: golgin subfamily B member 1
Exons: 26
Coding region: 132-3293 (1053 amino acids)
Source: RefSeq, a predicted model, not a curated record
CAUUUUUAUUUUUCAUUUAAAACAUAGAAAAAUAUAUAGAUUUGGUAAAAAUGCUUUGAAUUGCGAACAAACAAACUAAAUCACUUCAUGUUUGUAGUCCUGCAGGCAGUUAGUGGGUGUGUGUGGUUGCCAUGACACUGAAGGCCAUGGAUGUGUACAUGUCAAACAAUUUCUGCUGUUCAGACCCGCUUCUAGAGAAAACUCCGAGUGGAAACACGUUGACAGCAAUCAUGGAAAAUGAAGGCUCUGGUGAAAACACUGAUGAGCUGCUGUCUGCAGAGGUGGAUGAGGGGGUUGAUGUUUAUGGGAUCAUACCUCUGGGAUUGUCCCAUGAUCGCUGUGAUGUACUGCUGGACGCCAUAGACACGCAGCUGAGUCAUCUACAGAUCCAAAGCCGAACGCAUGGAGGAAACUCCAAGAGAUAUGAAUUUCCUUUCUCGGGCUAUCUCGAUCGGAGUCACUCUGUAAGUAAAGACACAGGCUUGGGAAGCACUGUUCCAACCACUGAUAAAACACCAUCCAACCUUGACGAGACUCAGUCAGUAUCAGAUGACCAAACAGAGCAUCAGACCAUGGAGAUAAUAAAGGCUGGAGUCGCAGCUACAGAUGUGUGGCGUCCUGAGGAAAGUGGCAGCUUGAGCUCCGUGUCCAGGGUAGAGCAGUGUUGUUGGAGACUGGAGAAACUUCUUGGGAGAAAUGCGGAGGUGGCAGGGAUGGGAAACGAGGAGGAUGACCUCACUAUGGACAGCAUCUGCACUGAGGACUUCUCAACACGCUUUAGAGAGGAAAUGCUGGUCCUGCCGGCCUCAGGAGUCCCUAUGCAGAGUUUUGAUUUAGUCACCAUAGAUACUGAUCUGGACACAGUGUGCUCAGAACAGGUUCGACAGCACCUGAAGUCUGCACACAGUGACAGGACAAGUACAGCCUUUCAUCUGAGCAGAGAAAAUGGAUACUGUACAGGACAAACCAGCCAAACUCAAAAUAUUCAUUCCUUCAGCUCUGAUGAUGAGAGAACUGUUGAGGAGACGAGUAGUGACGCUGCUGUGUCAAAGCUUGACUACAGAAGAAGGAGACAUUCAUCUGGCAGGAAGGGAAAGAGGAGGCGUUUGUACCAAAGCAAAAGGAACGACUCUCACGUUAGCACGAAGAGAGAUCGGGACAAGAGCAGUAUAGAUAGAGAUCAACUCAAAGAGCUGAGCAUGUCACUUACUGAACUUCAACAGCAAAAAACAGCCACACUUCAUACUCUGGAGAAGCUGAGAGAGGAAGUGGAUCAAGCUAAGAGAGAGCAUCUCUCUCUACAGCUCAGUGUGAGGGACAGCAGAGUCCAGGCACAGAACAUUACGUGUGAGCUACACAGACUGCAGGCCCAGAGGGACUUAUGCUUGAAGGAGGUCAGGGUUCUGCAGGAGCAAAAGUGUGUAAGCCACAGUGUAUCUGUUCUGGAAAGGGAGGAGAUGGACAGACUGCUGGAUAAUACCAAAUCUGAACUAUUCUCAGAACAGAGGCGUUUCAGACACACACUGGACUCUAUGCAGGAGAGGUUGGAUGAGGUGAAUCAGGAGCUGGAGCAGAGGGAGGAGGACUGCAGGACCCUCCGACAGAAAUGCACUGAGCUGGAGGAGCAACUGACGGAUACAACCAGAGAAAAAGAACAAAUAAAGGAGUCUUUACAGAAAGAUCUAGAGCAACAAGUGAAGUGUUUUAGCGUGAUGGAGCGAAUUGUUGCCCAGAAGGAGCUGCUUUUGCAGGGGAUUGAAGAAAAGAAAGAAGCUCUUCUUCAGGAACUCUGUUCACUGAGAGAGGAGCACACCUUUAAGCUAAAAGAAAUACAAAAAAAGACAGAGCAAGAGUUUGAGCAAAUGACAUUACAGCUAGCCAAAAGUCACAAAGAGGAGCUUCAAAAGGUUCAUCAGCAGGCGGAUGAGUCGAGGUCAGCUGCUCUCAGUGAACAAGAUCAGACCCACAAACAGAGCCUUGAUUCCUUACACAGCUGCAUCCAGCUGAAAGAUAAAGAGAUAAAGAGACUAAAAGAGACUCUAGCGCAGCAUGAGGAGACGAUGAGGAGGCAAGCAGAGGAGUUCAAAAGAGAAACUCAGGAAAAGAUUCGAAAGGCUGUGAAACGAGAGGAAAAGAAAUGGGAGGAACAGAGAGACAAGGCUCUCAAAGAGCAGCGUGGGACUCUGGAGCAGCAAAUAGUGGAGGCAGUGAAAAGAGGGAAAAUAGAAGUGGAGAAGGAGAGAAGAAACACACUAGCCUUACAGAGUAAAGUGACUGAGCUUCAGAAAGAGGCAGAGAAGGAGGUGGUGCGUCUGAAGCAAACUUUGCAGCGGUCUGAAAAGGAGCUUCAGGAGCUGAGGACAGUCCUCUCUGAGAAAGACCAAAAACACCAAAGAAGAACAGCCAGACUUGAGCAGCAGAAUAAGCGCUGGGCGCAGGACAUACACAGCGAGUGUGUUUGCUUGCAGGAGUUACUUAAACACAACGGCCAGACUGUUGAAAACAAGAACCCAUCAGACAGUCCUACAGUGAGUGAAACUCUUGAGACACUUCAGUCCCUCACAAAGGCCCUACAACAGCAUAUUAAUGAUCUAAAACAUGAGCUCAGCUCACAGAGACGUGCUACACUGCAGCUCAGCCGAGAAAAGGAGCAACAGCUACAGCUACAGAAAAAGCAGCUGAUGGAGGAAAAGGAACGAGCACUGGCUGCUCUAAAAGAGAAACUCAUACAGGAGCACAUUGAGGAAAUGAGCAGUAUAUCUCGAGCAAAGCUGCGCAUGAACGAUGAUACAGACAAACCGUCUGUCCAUCUGCACAGGCAGCUGCAGGCUAAAGAUGAUGAGCUCAGACAGGUGCACAGCAACAUGGCUCAGUGCAAAGACAAAAACACUGCAAGACUUGAGCUGGAGCUUAACGCAGAGCUGGAGAGGAGAGUCCCAAAGCCCCGAGCAGAGCUGCAGAAGAGAUUGGAGAGACUGGAGAAUGAGAUGAGACAUCUGACUGGGCAAUGCCAAGACCACAACCAAUCCCAGCCGGCCUCCACUGCUUCUCAGGGUGGCACAGACUUCCAAAAUUCUCGAGUCAGCCAAGACCUGAGCUCAUAUAAACUGCUGCGGCACCUCCAGAGUCGCAUUCGUCAGCUUCGAGCAGAGAGCCAGACCCGCUGCCCCAGUCCGGUGAAGUGGGACAGGGAUCCCACAGACCUGGGUGGGUCUUAUUUGGACACGAUUGCUCCAGCUAAGGACAGCUGUAGGACAGAAGAUCACUUACCAGCAAAGACCAUCUUCAGUUAACAUUUACUUUAAAAACUCUAUCCUAGAAUUUGUCUAUAAACCGUUUUAUAUGAAGUCAAAAAUAAUUUCUUAAAGGAUUAGUUCACUUCCAGAA